AUGUCUUGUCUCGUCGUACACAGUCCUGAGCGAGUGGGACACGAGAACGACAUUGCGGUCACUCGGAGAGAUCGGCUGCUAUACCAUGACGAAGCAUGGACCAAGAUCGUACCUCCUCCGUUCCGUACCCAAGCAACACUUCUGACCCAGGACAUGCGCCAACCCAAGGCUGUCGUUCAGCUGGAGGCUGUGCAAGAUGUGUAUGUUCGCUCCCUUGCCAACCUAGAAACUGUAGCAUCGCCAACACGGAAAGAGGGGUGGAGGUCUUGUCGGCCCUUGUCAAAGGCUUCCUGUCACGAAGACGCCCUUCUGCCAUGGAUCUCCGUCGACAAACCUUCCACAACGGGCGGACACCCCGGUCUCUCCCACGUAAAGUUAGGAGAUGGAGCCGGCGAUUUCUGUCCUGCAGAGCAGAUACCAAUGGAUGCCCACGGCCGCGCGGGGAUUACCUUCCUAGGGACUCCUCACGCCGUGGAAGAUUGA
Molecule: messenger RNA, 483 nt
Organism: Aspergillus mulundensis
Lineage: Eukaryota; Fungi; Ascomycota; Eurotiomycetes; Eurotiales; Aspergillaceae
Exons: 4
Coding region: 1-483 (160 amino acids)
Source: RefSeq, a predicted model, not a curated record